Carassius gibelio (silver crucian carp) is the source of this 1840-nucleotide messenger RNA. RefSeq names its product calcineurin subunit B type 1-like. Gene Ontology annotation, molecular function: calcium ion binding; calcium-dependent protein serine/threonine phosphatase regulator activity. The record is from RefSeq and is a predicted model, not a curated record. The transcript is spliced from 6 exons. NCBI's taxonomy places the organism in Eukaryota, Metazoa, Chordata, Actinopteri, Cypriniformes, Cyprinidae. The coding region runs from base 213 to 725 and encodes 170 amino acids.
CCUCCCCCUCGCCGCCCUGCGGCUAUUCCUCGCGUCGCUGCUGCAGUGAAACCCACGGAAACGGGCGGAAAAUAGGUUACUCUGCUGUCGUGUCCAAAACAGCCUAUUCUUUACAAAACAACAAGACCAGGAGCAGAAUUUCCCUCUUAUUUUUGUGCUCUCAUUUACUGCUGUUCAUUUCCGAAGCGGAAUUCCGUCGCGCAGGCAGCAAAAUGGGAAAUGAGGCAAGUUAUCCCCUGGAAAUGUGCUCACAUUUCGAUGCUGAUGAGAUUAAAAGGCUGGGAAAGAGGUUUAAGAAACUCGACCUAGAUAACUCGGGAUCCCUCAGCGUGGAUGAGUUCAUGUCCUUGCCCGAGUUACAGCAGAAUCCACUGGUGCAGAGGGUCAUCGAGAUAUUCGACACGGACGGCAACGGAGAGGUGGACUUCAAAGAGUUCAUCGAGGGCGUCUCUCAGUUCAGUGUGAAGGGUGAUAAAGAGCAGAAACUGCGCUUCGCUUUCAGGAUCUAUGACAUGGACAAGGACGGCUACAUUUCCAAUGGAGAGCUGUUCCAGGUGCUGAAGAUGAUGGUGGGCAACAACCUGAAGGACACCCAGCUGCAGCAGAUCGUGGACAAGACCAUCAUCAACGCUGACAAGGACGGGGACGGGAGGAUAUCCUUCGAGGAGUUCUGUGCUGUCGUCGGAGGUCUGGAUAUACACAAGAAGAUGGUGGUGGACGUGUGAGUCCAUCUCCAGCAGAUCCGCUUUCCUCUCCAUCCACGACGACCUGCUCCAGAUAUCCAGCAAAUGCUCUCUGUGUGUCUCAAUGGAAGUAUUUAAGCCACUUUUGUCCAAUAGAAGUAAGUGUAAGUGUUACUGAACUCCAGUCUGCUCUUAACCUGGUGUAGCACUCGAUGGGCUUACGGACUCCAUUCAAGAGGAAAGAGCAUCGGCUUCUUCAUAUUUAUUUAGGGUUUUUUUUUAUAUUUAUUUGGUUUCGUCUUUUUUAAGAUCUUAAGUAUGAUAUAAUAAGUAUAUGUAGGUAUGAUGUGCCAAGAAGAAAACCAUCAGAACAGUGCUGUGCAGAAGCUUGUUCGAUCGCAUGACGUAAAGACGUUGGCUUCCUUCUGUUACACUUUGUGAUAUUACACUAUUUAUAUCAUUCUAGCAUUUAACCAUGUUUAAUAAGCGUUUUGUAUCAAUGGUGAUGUAAUGUUUAUAUUGUUAGGUCCGAAGUGUUGAGACGGUCCAGCAGAGAAAAAUGAUUGGGUUUACUUGAGAUCUAACAACCAAAGCUUUCAUCAUUCGAUCAGAUGAUUCGCUCGUGCCAUCUUUCUUUCCGUCGUCUGUAGUGCGUGGAUUAUACCGAUGGCCAUCUUUUGUGACGGCAGCAGGAGAUCCUCAAAACCUCUGAAUGUUUACACGCAUGAGAGGAGCAGCGUAACCAAAUUCAUCUCUGAUCUCAGCAUAUGGAUGUCAUACGUCAGUAAUAAUGCCACGUCUGAGGCUUCUGCUGUAUCUGUGCUUGCUUUUUGCAUGAUUACUUUCAUCUGUUCCAAUGGUUUACACCUAAGCUGUGAAAUUUCUAUCUGAUAUCAAGAGAACUAUGAAAUGCAUUACAUAAGUUGCCAAAUUAGAUUCAAACAGACAUCUAUUGCUUUCGGAUUCAGCUCACAUCAUUUGCCCAUUCGUUUUGUAAAUGCAGAUUUAACAGGUUCUUUUGGUGAAUGAAAGCGUGUCUCAUACAUAUGAAGCUCGUCAGUUAUGGGAUGUCUAUUCUGCAUGCUGCAUCAAUGCAACUAUUAUGGGAUAUAUGGACUGCUUGAUACCUUAUGAAACAAUAAACAUGUAAAACUUUA